Cygnus olor (mute swan) is the source of this 8064-nucleotide messenger RNA. RefSeq names its product rhomboid like 3 (gene RHBDL3). NCBI's taxonomy places the organism in Eukaryota, Metazoa, Chordata, Aves, Anseriformes, Anatidae. The coding region runs from base 1011 to 1931 and encodes 306 amino acids. Gene Ontology annotation, molecular function: serine-type endopeptidase activity; calcium ion binding. Gene Ontology annotation, cellular component: membrane. The record is from RefSeq and is a predicted model, not a curated record. The transcript is spliced from 8 exons.
UCCGCUGGCUUUCAAAGCACAAAAGAAACAUGCUCGGCGUGGUGCCAGCACUGGCUUUGUUGGGGCUGGGGGUGUGCCUGCCUGUGUGCGAGGGCUGCCAGCAGAGUGCUCUGGGGAGCUCAGUGUCAGUUAGAGGCUGAAGCGGCUGGAAGUUUGAACAACCACGGGAAGCUGUCUCCUUUUGUUCAGUGACGUUUUUAGGAGAUGAACCAUUUAGUGUGAUGGGAAACAGUGUUGGUUUUGGUCAUUUCCUUCCAAAUCUCACCUGGGACUUUCCCUCUAUUGUGUCUGAUUUACGUUCUGAAAUAGGCAUGUGGCUGCCUUGCCAUUUUCAGUUUGACUUAAUGCUCAUCUCCAAAGACGCUUUCCAAUCCAUCUCUAAAGAGCUAUUCAGCAGUGAAAGCACUUACACUUUGAAGGCACCUAUAGAGGCGAUCUGGAAGGCUGACUGUCAGUAAGACUGAGCAGAAGGGGCUCAAGGAGGGAUGACGUUUCUGUGUUGCAAUUGUAUUAGGAAAUACAGGUGUAAAACUGGUUUCAGUAUGCUUUGUCUCACAGACAAAUGCAUCUCCAAUCUGCUUGAUAGUCCAGAUGGAGAGGGGUAUCAAAAAUAGCCAAGAGAAACGAUGAUAUGGAGAAUAUAAUUACAGAAGGUGAAGGGAAGGAUACAGAGGGUAUCGUUACAGAAGGUGAAGGGAGCUGACUUAGCUGAAGCUUGGGUGGAGGUGGGAUGACGAUGCCUGGAUUCACCCAUCUCUGCAGAGUGGAAAAAAAGCAGUGUGCUUUGUAGUUCCCUGUGAAAAGAAGCUGCAGGUCACCAAAGUCUAGAGCAGCCCCCAGGAUCCCUGCAGUUUGAUCCUGACAACACUGGCUACAUCAGCACCGAGAAGUUUCGUUCCCUUCUCCAGAGACACGGCUCCGAGCUGGACCCCCACAAGCUAGAGGUCCUCCUGGCCCUGGCAGACAGCAACUCAGAGGGGAGGAUCUGCUACCAGGACUUCGUCAACCUGAUGAGCAACAAAAGGUCGAAUAGUUUCCGCCAAGCCAUCCUUCAGGGGAACAGGAGGCUGUGCAGCAAGGCACUGCUGGAGGAAACAGGGCUGAGCCUGUCACAGAGGCUGAUCCGGCACGUUGCGUAUGAGACUCUGCCACGAGAGAUAGACCGCAAGUGGUACUAUGACAGCUAUACCUGCUGCCCUCCACCCUGGUUCAUGAUUACCAUCACUAUUGUAGAGGUUGCCUUUUUCCUUUACAACGGAGUGGUAUUAGACAGAUUUGUGCUGCAAGUCACCCAUCCCUUAUACCUGAAGAACGCACUACUUUACCAUCCUCAGCUCCGUGCUCAGGCUUGGAGGUACCUAACCUACAUAUUCAUGCAUGCAGGGAUAGAACACCUUGGACUCAACGUUGUCCUUCAGCUCCUGGUUGGGGUUCCCCUGGAAAUGGUGCAUGGAGCUGCAAGGAUCAGCUUUGUGUAUGUCGCUGGAGUUGUAGCAGGAUCCCUGGCAGUGUCAGUAGCCGAUAUGACUGCGCCUGUGGUGGGCUCCUCCGGAGGCGUGUAUGCACUUGUCUCAGCUCACUUGGCCAAUAUAGUCAUGAACUGGUCAGGAAUGAAGUGCCAAUUCAAACUGCUGCGCAUGGCUGUUGCCUUGAUCUGUAUGAGUUUUGAAUUUGGAAGAGCUGUGUGGCUGCGAUUCCAUCCCUCUGCUUACCCUCCAUGCCCACACCCCAGCUUCAUGGCUCACCUGGGAGGGGUGAUGGUUGGAAUCACCCUUGGAGUUAUCAUCUUGAGGAACUAUGAGCAGAGACUCCAAGAUCAGACUUUAUGGUGGAUCUUCCUUUCUAUUUAUCUCAUUUUCGUGGUGUUUGCCAUCUUCUGGAACAUUUUUGCCUACAGCCUGUUGGAUCUGAAACUACCUCCCCCUCCUUGAAUACAUGGGACGUAAACCUCUGGAGAGCAGAAGUCAUCUGCCAGCUAAGUUAUAUGAGCCAAGAUGGAGGAUCUAUUUUUAUAUUUAGCUUAGGGGAGGAUGAUUAUUUUGAACACAAGUGUGUGCUGAAGGAGACACUUAAAGAUCUCACGAGUGAAUGGAUUGAUCUGUUUGUUCAUAAAUCUAGCAGGUACUGUGCUGCCUGGUCUGGACCCUGCAGUUUCUUCACUGUCAGGGCUCCCACUGGGCAGCUUGAAACUGGGCAUUUAUCACUUGGUUUGUUAGCACACAUCAAUAUUUUGUAUGGGAUAUUUGCAUUUUCCGAGUCAGUGUUGGAAUUGCAGCCAGUUGUUGAAUGAAUAUCCUCAAAGUUACUGAACAUUAGAAGGGAAAAAGAGCAGUCAAUUACUAACUAGAGAUUUGCACGAUACUCACAAGGCAGAUUGAAUUUGGUUUCUACGGAUACAUCUGACUGUUCAGCCAUACCAGUGCCACUGUCUAAUUACUUGAAUAAUUCCUUAAUGAAAAUUAAGCCUCUGGUGAAACCUGUCUUACGCACCUUUCAAAGGGGUCAGCAAAUCUUGAUCACCCAAAGCGGUGGAGACUGGUCUUCAACUACAGGUCAUACGCAAUUGCACUAUAAACCUUGGGAACUCUUUAGAGUGAUAUGGACACUCAGCCAGAGGUGGCUUUUACUGUGCAUAUUUUGCUUGAUUUUUAUUUUUCCCCCCAGCCUGUUGUAGCUACAGUGUGUGACUGGGGUUUCUUACUGGGGGAUGGAGAAAAGAAGGGCAAAUGUUCAUUUGUGAUUUUAUCAGUUGACAAUCAGGUGCUGCUUUCUUCUCACUUUGUUUCUGGACAUAUUGUUGUAACAACAUGUGGCCUGUAACACUCUUCCAGCCCGCUCUUGCUGUGUAAGUGGGACCUGGAUCACCCGCAGCAGCACAGGGUGGGAGCUUUACAGCCAUGCACUCUGAUUGGUGCCAGGUUUGUCCACUCAAGUCAGUGGAGUUGAAUCAGGUUUUAUACCACUAGUUUCAACCUGAAGUGGAAAGAGUGUUACAGUGAUCAUUGUGAAAGUGAUAAAGCUGAUUUUAAAUUGACUGCUACGUUUUGAGGAUGGCAAGUAUUUCUGAGGCAAUGGAAGAUCAGGGGCUCCAAGCAGCAGUCAGUUGCAGUGAUGCCUUUUUGCUUAGGAUAGGUCAAGCCCAGGUUUUAGGAAUCUGGUCUGUAGCACAGCCCAUACAGCAGCAUGAUGCACGCUGCCUGCGUGGACCUGGGGGCCAGACUGGAGUGUCUGUAUGGUGCAUGCCUCUGUAAGGUGUUUGUUGUUACGCUUCUUACUUUAGAGAGCUGCCAAACCACAGUUGAGAAAUGUGGAUGCCUUCCUUUUCUCCCCCCUACGCCCACCCGGUUUGGCCUAGAGUAGCUCCUUUUUUUCCUUUUUCUGUUUGCAUGUCGUGCCCAGCCACCAGAGCCUUCCACAGCACAUCUCAUGGGCAGUGUAGCAGUUAGGUUUUCUCUGUAGUGAAGGGUUUCUGUAUCACGGGCUUUAUUCUCUCUUCUGUAUAAAUGGUGCUGCCAGACAAUACCACAAACUAGUGGGAGCUUCGCUUUCUAGAGGGGAAAUUCUUGAGAAUUCAUCAGCUGUCCACUUAUUUGCCUUCAUAGCAAAAAUCUCUCUGGAAGGCUGAAGUUCUCCCACAGUAUCUGCUAGUAAAAAUCCUGUUGCCUUGGUGAAAGAGAAGGGGGAGAAGGAAAGUGUUUCUACAACCUGGAAUGAAUCUUGUCUGUAAAAGGAACAAGUUUUGCCACCUUUGUGCACAGAAAUGGAGUCUCUGAGGGCAACGGCACCUUUGUUGUUCUGCAUGGCUGGCAUGUUGUUCAUGGGCCCUCAGAUCAAGGUACAAAGGUCAGAGCUCCAUUCAUUUCAAAGAAGAGGACUGAUUCCCUAUUCUAUUUUUAUCUCUGCGGUUUGGGUCCAGCUCAGAGCAGUUGUAAGAGUUUACAUGUGUUGCUUCAGGUCAGGAGCUUGCCAGCGAGUUUCAUACUGGUGGAGAUGUAGGGAGACAUAGGCAAACAGGAAGGAGGGGAACUAGAAUACUGAGGAAAGCAUGGUAAUGCAUAAGGAGGACAUUCCUUUCCUCACCUGUUAUGCAACCUUUCUGAUUGCAGAUGCCUUUAAACCAAAGUUGAGCAGGAAGUGGGAGUUCCCUUGCAAGUUUUCCUAAAACUUUGAAAUUCUAGUUAGAAAAUGUCAAUAAAUCCCAGAUUAUUUUGUCUAUAAUUUGUCAGAAUACAGUAUGCACUGAUUAACUUUUAUUUUUUGUUUCUCAGCCAAAAGCUACUUAAUACCCAUCAAUUUCCUCCCAAGAAAGCUUUCUGUGCCUGCCAGUGAUGUGCUCUGUGGUGAAGCAGCAAGCUACAGGUUCGAGGGCUGCCACUUUCUUCAUCAGCCUCACCCUGGCCAAUAUAUCUUUGCCUUUACUCAGGAGAACGAGGGAGCUGCAUAGGGUAGUACAGCUGCCCUUCUUUGGUCCUUCAUCCGUAAGUCAACAUAGUUUACAUGAACUAAUUAAAAAAAAAAAAUCAAAAACUCUCACUUUGAGCUUUUGACUUUUUCUCUUAAACUAUUGUUUAUCUUUGCAACUUCCAUUCCUGUUGUCCCAUGCCCUGUCUGAGGAAAUCUACAAGCAGCCCUCGGGAUCAGAAAGGUCAGACUUUAGAACAGCACUAGAUUUAUUCUGAAGAAAUGAAACCCUCUCACAUUCCUGUUCAUCAGAGCUGAAAUGUCUCCCCUUAUAUUGAGCAGGUCAUAUGCAGAGCCUGUAAUACUGCUCCUGACUCCAUAAGCUGAUAGAUUCUUAGCAGAUGAAGUGCUUAAGUUUUUAUAAUCGUUUAUAUCACUAAACAGAUAUUGUGAAAAUUUGUUAUAUUUUUAUAGAGUAUCAGGAAACCCAGUUACUUUGUUUUUUAAUGCACCCAGGAGUGCCACAGUGCUGCAGCGCCAGAGAGCUAACAGCAAACAGGCUUUUCUUUUACCUCCAGACGUCCUUGAUGCUGCUGGCUUAUGUCAGAGCUUUAAUAUUCUCCAUCCUGCUCAUUUGUGGUUCCAACUUAUCACAGUCAGCAAUGUGUUCCUGAAGGAGCCAUCCACUGAGGGACUGCUUUUGGUGAUUGUUUUGGUUUUAUUUCAGAUGCUGACAGGAUUUUACAUGAAUUGGAUAAAAUAUGAAUCUUUUGUGUGGAUGUGAAGUGCCAGAAAGACAAGGAUUGUUACCAAUGCACAGAUUUGAGACGGCGCGUGUUAGAGGAAGCUAUUUUAUGCCUGUGUCCUUGAAUGAGGACACAGCACAUGGGGGAAAAAAAAAAAAAAAGCCGUUUCUGUGCUGGACUUCCCACUUAGUAAGUAUAUUGCAGCACUGGUCCAGAGAGGAUGGGUGCAGGGAGCAGUAGCGCAGCCUGGGGUGCUGGUUGUACAGCUCCUUCAGGGACACCUGCCGGCCGCAGGGAGACAACACAGACGGGGUCCAACUCAGAGCCUUUUGCUGAUCUCUCAUCCCAGGAGACCUGAGAAGUAGCUCAGACAGCUAUGGGAAAGACAGUGGAAGAGAAGCUGGUAGAGCAACGUCCAUGGAACUUGCAAAUGGCACUUUUAUUUCUAAAUAUUUGGAUGCAGGUAGAGGUUAAUUUUGCACACAUCAGUAAUUCUAUAAGGAGGAGAGGGGGAGGGUUGGAAUGGAGUGAUGGGAGAGGAGCUUACCAGAAACAAUCUCUGAGUGAGGUGUAGAGUAGUAGAAAUGCUGAUGAAUUCACUUUUGAGUUUUUAAGCCAACAUCUCACGUCAUUUUUUUUUCCCCAUUAGUUAAUGGGGAAGAUUAGCACUUAUGUGGCAUAUUGUGUUUCUUCAGUACUUGCUCUUUUAGCAGGAGGAAGUAUUUUAUCAAUGGAGAAGGGGGAGGCCAGAGAAAUUUUAAUUCUCGGAGGUUGCUGUAGUAGAAAUAAAGCUUAGGGAUUCUGUGUCCCAAGACCUUGCUCCUUCUGAGGAUUAUACUGCCCUUACGUUUUAAAUCAAUUAGAUAGUUUCAAUUUGAAUUGGGUUAUGAAGAAUGGAAUCUGACAUGUUUAGAGCUGAGACAAAAAUAACAGCUAUCUGCUGACCUUACAAGACAGCUGCUGUUUUGUGCCAAUAUUUAGUCUCGCAGGAUCGUGGGUAGGAUUUUCACACAUACUUCAGUGAGUAAAGAACUCAGUUUAUCCAUUUAUAUGGAUUCAAACUCAGCCCAGUUGCUUUGGAAACCCUAUCCACUGGCUUUACCUGAAGUGAAACUGGAAAAUAUGAAUACAGUUCAACACCAGCAACUUCUGGAGGCAAACUAGGAUCCAGAGAACAAAAGCACUUCUGGGAUUUUAGCCUCUUUUCUGAAUAUCACUGCUGUUGUGUUUCUUUUAUAGUAGUGGCUGCUUCACAGUGUUCUGUAACAUGGCUCAAAAAUUCCUUUUAUGAUCACUGAAGCUGAGAGCUGGUUGUAAAUGAAAACAGUGCAGCUGUAUAAAGAAAGAAUCACAUGUAAGACAGAAACAAAGCUUGUUUAAAGGUAAAUGUAUUUGUAAUGUCACUAUUAAUCAAUAGCUUUUAAUUGGAAAAAGUUUUCUAAUGAGGUAUUUUUGAAAUGCCAGAAAACUUAUGUUUCAGGGUACUUUACAAUACAGAGCACAAAAUAUUCUGCAGGCCUCAUUUAAGUAGCAAAAAAACCCCACUUAAUUUCCAGUGAGCUUAAUAGAUAUGUUAGUCACUGGCUGUCUCCUGACUCCCCCAGAGUGUCUGAUUAGUUUGCAAAUAAAGCUAGACUUGUGCAGCUUUUCUUUUGCUUACACUACUAAUCUUAACAACACAUCCAAAUGUUAAACGCAAAGCACUAAACAAUGUAAUUUUCUGCCUUAAAAUACUGAACAAAUGUUACUUACCUGUUAAGGUCAAGUAAAACAAUUAUAUUUGCAAGGUAACACGCUAUGAUAUGUUUCCAAAUAUUUUUGUAUUGUGUACAUUCUGUAUAUUUUUGUUGUAACAAUAUUAUUUGAGUGCAGAAUCCAUUAAAUUUUUGUUGGUGGAUUUUUUUGGUUUUGUUUCUUUUUUAAUCAAAUAGAGCUGUUUUACAUCACAUGCCAAAAAUCAACCAAGAAAAAACUUUCGAAGACAAUUUUGUAAGUUUGUCUACAGUUAACAAACUAUUUAACCAAAGAUCAAUUGGUUUUGAGCUCUGAAAUGUAAUCUUUUAAUAAUGACAUUGAUAACUCAUUUUUAUGUCUCUCUAGAAGUGUCUGAUAAAAGGGAAGUGAACUGCUGCUAUAUUUCUCCAUGAGGUAUAACAAGGAUGCAGAAAUAGCUUGUGACUGGUAUUAAAAAUUCAGGUCUUGUCCCACUAUUUAACAACUGACGCUUUAAAGCAGUAGUGACCUCAAAACUGAGGGGAAGUUGAAGACCAAGUACAUUAGACUGUUUAAAAAAAAAAGGGGGGGGGGUUAGGGGGUGGAAGAUUGUUGUCUUUUAACAUCAGACUUAAAAUCUCAGAGCUAAUACAUUCUCAUCUCUUGAUCCAAUAGUGAGAACAAUGUAUCCAGUAAGUUCUGCAGCAAAUCUCUGAAUGAUUUAGUUGUUAAAUAAAAGGGGAAGGCUUAUUUUGAAAAACAUUUUGGGUUUUUAUUGGGAACUAUUGUGUUAAAGUAUAAAUUGAAGAAAUGAAAAUGUAACUAGCAGUAGUCCCUGCCAGAUUUGUUACUCCUAAGGGGAGGCAGACUACUGCUACUCUAUGCAGGAUUCAACUCUUGCUAGUAGUUUUCUGUUUAAUUGAGCUUUCUGAGGCAUUUAAAGUUCUUUAUUCGCUAGUUGAGGAAUUUCUGCAAAAGGGUAAGUAAGGUAGGUUUUCAUCUAUUUUUGUUCGUUAGUACAGGAACUGGUGUCUGUUAACACUAUAUAUUUUUCUAGCUGGUUAAAAUAAUUUUAGAAAGGCAAACCGAAGGACAGAAAUAUUACCAAUUCCAGAAAAUCUGUUGCAGGAAAGGAGCCAAAAGUUGGCAGCCUUGGGACUCAUCCUUGAUCAUACAAACUCAUACAACUCAUUAUUUUAUUCCC